AUGCCGCCGGCCUAUGAGUUCCGGGGAAAUGACCGACGGUCAUCGUAUCGCCCCAAGCAAGAAUUCACCUUUCGUUAUCCGCGUCCUGGUACCUCCGAGCGUCCGCUACUGAGAACCAGAAGAGAAGCUACACCAGAGCAGCUGCUAGCACAGGGAACGUCGGACAGUAAACCUGGCUUGAAGUUUGCUUCCAUAGAAAACCUCAGCGACAGCGAAGAGGCGGAUAUGGACGUAUCCUCUGAUGACGAUGCGGAUGCGACUCAUCCACGCAAGAAACGCGCGAUUGAGUCCAACAGUACCACAGAUACCGCCCCUCCUGCAGCGGCGCCCACUCCCCGGUGGUCCAACCCUGAUCCUUAUACUGCGCUGCCCCCGCCCGACGAUAGUCAAUCAAAGCGAGUGGAUGUGGUCAAAUUAAUCCGCAAGGCUCGGAUUGCUGCGACCGCGAACCAGACCGCACAGAAGGAUGCAGUAACCACCAACGAGGACUUCAUCUCACUUGGUGGGCUGGGUGAUGAUGAGGAUGAAGACAGGAACCCCCCGGAGAACGCGCCUACCGGUCCGAAGCGUCAACUUGAUGGAAGAGAUUCGGCGCUGGGCAGUCGAAAGAGAACAUAUGAUGACGAGCUGAAGGGCAUUUCGAAGAAGACCGGAAAACCACUGAGUCGGUUCCAUAACGAUGGCUCGAUAACUGAUGAAUGGAGGGUGCGCCCACUUCAAUCGGGUGCGCCCUGGCUACAUCAUAUGGCGCCUACCUUACACUUGGGUACCAGAUUACACAACGAAAUCUUAAGCUUUUAUCACUGGGUGAAGCCGGUCUCUUAUGAGCAAAUCGUGCGAGAGGACUUGGUAUCUAGACUGCAGACUGCAUUUCAGAGCAGGUACUACGGUGUGCAAUUGCGUCCAUUCGGUUCCUUUGCGUCCGGCCUCUACCUUCCCACUGCGGAUAUAGAUUUGGUUCUACUUUCAACAAACUUUAUGCGCCAUGGGAUCAAGACUUUUGGCGAGCGGAAAGGUCAAAUCUACGCGUUUGCUGCAUUUCUGAAGAACCAGAACAUAGCUGUUCCCAACUCAAUUGAAACGAUCGCUCAUGCUCGUGUGCCCAUCCUCAAAUUCGUGGACAAAACUACGGGUCUCAGAGUUGAUCUUUCCUUUGACAACGACAGUGGACUGGUUGCCAAUGAAACCUUCAAGCAGUGGAAGUCUGAGUACCCCGCAAUGCCCGUUCUUGUGUCCGUGGUCAAGCAGUUCCUCCUUCUUCGAGGCCUCAAUGAAGUACCCACUGGUGGAUUGGGUGGAUUCUCAAUUACUUGUCUGGUCACAAGCUUGUUGCAACACAUGCCUUAUGGUCACUCGGCACCGAACCUAGGCAGCAUGCUCAUGGAUUUCUUUGAAUUCUACGGCAAGCAUUUUGACUAUGAAAACGUUGCCAUCCGUUUCAACCCGCCUAGUUACUACAACAAAAAGGUCUACGGCUCCCGAGAUAACAACCCCCGUCUCUCGAUCGAAGAUCCCAAUAAUGCCGAUAAUGACGUUUCUGGCGGCACACGAGAGAUUGCUUUGAUCUUCCGGUCUUUUGCUGAAGCUUACAGACGGCUCAAGGCGCGAAUGAUCACAACUGCCAGGUUAGAGGAUCCCAAGGCCAGCAUUUUGGAAACCAUCAUUGCGGCAAACUACGACGAAUAUACCGAGCAACGGUGGCAGCUGCGCCAGAUCUUCGACAAUGAUCCCCGCUUUGCUCAUCUCCAUCAGCCUCCCACACCCCCACCCCCACCUCAAGGCUCACCCCCGGCUAAUACCGCCCCGCCACCACCCUCUCUGCCUCCCAAUUCCCCUCCGCCCGUGAAGGAGAAGGAGAAGGAGAAGGAGAAGGAGAAGAUUACUAAACUGCAAAAGAAGCAACAAGCGGCGCGAGAUCGUGCGGCACGUCUCAGGCGACUACGACCAGACCUUCCAUCUGUUCCCAGUUCCAUCACCAAUGAGCAAGCAAUGAGUCUUGGUGGGUAUAAAACUCAGUCAGACAUGGAUCGGGAUCUUAUGCAACGCGAGAAAGAGUCCAACACACCUAGCGAAGACUAA
Messenger RNA from Aspergillus aculeatus ATCC 16872, 2079 nucleotides. RefSeq names its product putative topoisomerase family protein TRF4. Gene Ontology annotation, biological process: RNA 3'-end processing. Gene Ontology annotation, cellular component: TRAMP complex; nucleolus. NCBI's taxonomy places the organism in Eukaryota, Fungi, Ascomycota, Eurotiomycetes, Eurotiales, Aspergillaceae. Bases 1 to 2079 code for a protein of 692 amino acids. The transcript has 3 exons. The record is from RefSeq and is a predicted model, not a curated record. Gene Ontology annotation, molecular function: poly(A) RNA polymerase activity; mRNA binding.